Molecule: messenger RNA, 1270 nt
Organism: Fimicolochytrium jonesii
Lineage: Eukaryota; Fungi; Chytridiomycota; Chytridiomycetes; Spizellomycetales; Powellomycetaceae
Product: ClpP/crotonase-like domain-containing protein
Exons: 8
Coding region: 81-1010 (309 amino acids)
Biological process (GO): fatty acid beta-oxidation
Cellular component (GO): peroxisomal matrix
Source: RefSeq, a predicted model, not a curated record
CCGCCCUCGAUAAUAACGCACCAAUCCACCGACAUCAACUUCCUCAUCGACAGAGGCAUCCCAGCAAGACUCAACUCGAUAUGUCCGCCCAACCUUUCACCCGCCUAGAAUACUCCGUCGCCGACGGUAUCGCCACGAUCGCGUUCAACACGCCCAAAAGCCUGAACGCCAUCGCCAAGGACUUUUAUUAUGAGUUGCCGGCUGCGUUGAAGAGGGCAGAGGAGGAUGAGAAGGUGGUUGUGACGCUGAUUACUGCUUAUGGGCGGUAUUUCAGUAGCGGCCAAGACGUAACAGAACAGCCCGUGGAACUUCCCCCGGCUCAAAGCGACGCAGACGCCACCCGCGCCUACUACCGCCGCCGCUUCGACGGCUCCGUCGGCCGCAUAGCAUUGGCGAUGGCCGCACACCCCAAAGUUCUGGUCGUUGGGCUCAAUGGGCCUGUUGUUGGUGUUGCUGCCGCGAUGAUAAGCCACGCGGAUCUGAUAUACGUAUCCGACACGGCGACGCUGCAUGCACCAUUCACGGCACUGGCCAUCUCGCCCGAGGCGGGGUCGUCGUUUAUGUUUGUGAGGAGGAUGGGGGUGGCGAAGGCUAUGGAGGCUUUGCUCCUCUCGAAAAAGUUUACACCCCAUGAACUCGUCACCUGCGGAUUCGCCAACGCAAUCCUCCCAACCACCGAUUUCCACGCCACCCUCCGCACGGCCCUACUCGCGACCCUGGCCAAUGUCUCGCCGGCGUCGUUGAGGGUUACAAAAGCGCUUGUGAGGGGUGCAUAUGGGGCCGAAGCCGAGCGUAAUAUCCACGAAGAAGUCGCUGCGUUGACUGAACGGUACAGUAUUACCCGAAUCGCCCGCUUUCUGGUUUCAUCCAUUACAUGGGAUUUCACAUGCCCGCCACUACGAAAUAAAAGAAUUGAUCCGUUCCCCUCCACAUCUAGAUUCGUCUCGGGCGCCCCGCAAAAGGUAUUCGCAGGCUUGGCCACGCAGUUCGGGAAAAAGAACAAGUUGUGAGGAGUGGACGCGUAUCCUACAUGACAGGGAAGGCGUAUGUGGGGAGCGACAUGAUUUCCAGGUGUGGUAGGGAUAGGACAGUAGUCUAUGUAGCCUUUCAGACCUUUUGUGGUUGGUGUUGAUGUAUAUAGCAAUGCCUUGAUGGGACGCUGUGGGCUCUCCGUAUCUGUACGUUGAAAGAUUAAUUUGGACAUCGACGGUGUUUCGACAGCGCGAAGGCAUACUUUCCGACCGUCAAACGCGUCCGAUCUCAGUUGAAC